GGAAAAUUGGUGUUCGCCCCGGUAAAGCUUCCCGCGCACACAGUGUCAAAACGGCGGCACAGAAAAAAUCAACCUUACUUUCCUAAAGAUUCACAUUCUAGGACAAACUGCUCUAUUUAACAUUUCUAUUUUGUUACACAACCUGUACAGCCUGCACCGAAAUGCCUCGCAUUGAGAAUGACAUCAAGCUGGACUUCAAGGAUGUGCUCCUCCGUCCAAAGCGGAGCACACUGAAGUCAAGGAGCGAGGUAGACCUAACGAGGAGCUACACUUUCAGGAACUCCAAGGGCAGCUACAGAGGGAUCCCAAUUAUUGCUGCAAACAUGGACACCGUGGGGACCUUUGAGAUGGCCCUGGCUUUGCACCAGUUCACUCUUUUCACCACGAUUCACAAACAUUACUCCGUGGAUGACUGGGUGGAGUUUGCAAAACAAAAUCCUGAAUGCGUGAAGAGUGUAGCAGUUAGCACGGGUACCGGGGAAGGGGACUUUGACAGGAUUUCAGCCAUCUUGGCGGCGGUGCCAAAGCUGCAGUUUAUCUGUGUUGACGUGGCCAACGGCUACUCCGAACACUUUGUUCACUUCGUCAAAGACGUCAGGGAGAAGUUCCCCUCUCACACUAUAAUGGCAGGAAAUGUGGUGACAGGAGAGAUGGUAGAGGAGCUAAUCCUGGCUGGUGCUGACAUCAUCAAAGUAGGCAUUGGACCAGGCUCUGUGUGUACCACCCGCAUGAAGACGGGGGUGGGCUACCCCCAGCUCAGCGCUGUGAUCGAGUGUGCAGAUGCUGCCCAUGGCUUGGGUGGCCACAUCAUCUCUGAUGGGGGAUGUACUUGCCCAGGAGAUGUGUCAAAGGCUUUUGGUGCUGGAGCGGACUUUGUGAUGCUGGGCGGUAUGCUUGCUGGACACUCAGAAAGCGGGGGAGAGAUUAUUGAAAAAAAUGGCAAGAAAUACAAGCUGUUCUAUGGAAUGAGCUCCGACACGGCAAUGAAGAAACACGCAGGAGGCGUGGCUGAGUACAGAGCGUCGGAGGGGAAGACAGUCGAAGUUGUUUACAAAGGUCCGGUGGACGUGACAAUACGAGACGUCCUGGGCGGGGUCCGAUCCACCUGCACCUAUGUAGGGGCAGGGAAACUGAAGGAGCUGAGCCGCAGGACCACCUUCAUCAGGGUCACCCAACAACUCAACACCGUCUUCGGCAACGACAGCUGAAUGUCCGGCUCAAUCCUGCUUCCUAACUAAGGUUAUAAGUCGGUUACACUGCCUAAAUGAUGCUGUUUGUGGAUUGACCAAGUGAACAGACAUGAAUAUUAAUACUGAAAUACUGUCCUUUUACUUUCCUUUUUCACUGCAAUGCAAAUUUGAGUACAUUGGGUUGUGACUUCAUUGACAUUAACAGAAAUAUUUUUCAUUACAAAGACUCUGAGUCGCUUUAGACUCUGAAUGUUACUUUCUUCAUACAAUCUACAAAGUAUUCCAGGGGCCAGGAAGAUGUAAGCUAGAGCAGCAUGUCUCCAGCUCGUUGCAUGUCUGCUGUCUCAUCAUUCCAAUGCAAGGUCCUUAGUUUGAGUUUUUAUGCAAAUCCAUAACUGUCUAUUAACAGUAUCUACAACAUGUAGUUAGGCUCUAUGCUUAUAUUAUACUGUAAGCCUCACACACACAUAAAAUUAUAGCACUUAUGAGCAAUUAUAGCAUUAUAGCAAAUUUCGUAAAUUAUUUAGAAAGUACUAAAUAUGUAUUCAGCAGCUGGGGCUAAUUAUGAAAUUUAACUUUUUUAAAGAAAUUCAAUCAUUCCACCACUCUAAGUUUUGCACUUUAAUUACUUGAGAUUUGAUAUAUUUAGUUUCCAUUAUCAUUUUAAUAAAAAUGCUUCGAAAGUUCUUGUAGAAUUUGUAUAUGGACCAGUAAAUGCUGAAUGCUAGAGUACAGUACUAGAGCACAUACUGUAUAGUUCAAACCAAUGAAGUGCUGAAUUCAUAACAGAGGUGUUCAACAUAAAUAUAUAUUAUGCAGCCUUUAUCAUCCUUGGUUCUAGCUGCUCCUGAUCAGUACCAAAGUUUGUGUGGGCUCAUGUUACCGAUGUGCACAUUCAAAUUAUUAUAUGAUUCAUUACAGCCUUAAAAUAAAGAGAUCAUUCCUUGGAGGUUUUGCAACAUGAGUAUUGGGUAAUUAUGGAUUCACUUCACACAGUGUCUGUAGCUACUCCACUUCAAGCUGUUUUUUGUGUUGUUUCAUUUUCUUAUUGUCACAUUGGGGUGAAAAUAGCAAAAUGUAAAAAUCUAAUUGCAGUUUUCAAAUUCAGAUGUUUCAACCAGUCAAUAAAAACAUUCCACAUCUUAAA
Etheostoma spectabile (orangethroat darter) is the source of this 2337-nucleotide messenger RNA. It is a transcript of the gene gmpr2, whose product is annotated as guanosine monophosphate reductase 2. Gene Ontology annotation, molecular function: GMP reductase activity. Gene Ontology annotation, cellular component: GMP reductase complex. Gene Ontology annotation, biological process: nucleotide metabolic process. The record is from RefSeq and is a predicted model, not a curated record. The transcript is spliced from 10 exons. NCBI's taxonomy places the organism in Eukaryota, Metazoa, Chordata, Actinopteri, Perciformes, Percidae. Bases 162 to 1208 code for a protein of 348 amino acids.